Colossoma macropomum (tambaqui) is the source of this 1888-nucleotide messenger RNA. Its product is annotated as carboxypeptidase A1-like. Gene Ontology annotation, molecular function: zinc ion binding; metallocarboxypeptidase activity. The record is from RefSeq and is a predicted model, not a curated record. The transcript is spliced from 11 exons. Gene Ontology annotation, biological process: proteolysis. NCBI's taxonomy places the organism in Eukaryota, Metazoa, Chordata, Actinopteri, Characiformes, Serrasalmidae. Bases 42 to 1307 code for a protein of 421 amino acids.
UAAGGCUAAAGUCACAGAGCAGCUCUGCUACAGGAGGCAAAAUGAGAAAGCUGUUGGUUUUGGCAUCUCUGUUUUUGGCCGUCUUUGGCAGGAAGACUUUUGAAGGACACCAGGUCCUGCGGAUCACUGCAGUCAAUGAUGUUCAGAUCUCUCUGCUGAAGAACCUGACUGAUCAUGAAUAUCUUGAGCUGGACUUCUGGAGGGAGCCCGUUCACGAGUCUCUGCCUGUUGAUGUUCAUGUUCCCUCAACCAGUCUUCACAAGGUCAAGAGCUUCCUGAAGAACAACAAGAUCCAUUAUGAAAUCAUGAUCCAGGAUCUUCAGGACCUUGUGGAUGAGGAACAGCAGGAGAUGAUGCGCUUUCGUGCUCAUCAGCCUAAAUCCACUAAGGACUUUGACUACACCAACUACCACACCCUGGAUGAGAUUUAUACCUUCAUUGACAUGCUGGUGAAGGAGAACCCUAAAUUAGUUAGCAAAAUUGUGAUUGGUCAAAGCUACGAGCGCCGUCCCUUGAAUGUUCUGAAGUUUAGCACUGGUCCUAACCGCCCUGGUAUCUGGAUUGACACUGGCAUCCACUCCAGAGAAUGGGUCACCCAGGCCUGUGGAACCUGGUUUGCCAAGAAGAUUGCGGCUUCCUAUAACCGUGAUGCUGCUCUCACUGCCAUCCUUAAUAAGUUCGACAUUUUCCUGGAGAUCGUCACCAACCCUGAUGGAUUCCAGUUCACCCACACCUCUGACCGCAUGUGGCGCAAGACAAGGAAGCCCAAUCCUGGAUCGCCUUGUGUUGGAGUUGACCCCAACAGGAACUGGGAUUCUAACUUUGGAGGCCCUGGUUCCAGUAACAACCCAUGUCAUGCUACCUACCGUGGACCCUAUGCCCAUUCAGAAUCUGAGGUAAAGGCCAUUGUGGACUUUGUUAAGUCUCAUGGCAACCUGAAAGCCUUUGUGUCCAUCCACAGCUACUCUCAAUUUUUGCUCUACCCUUACGGCUACACCACGACUCCUUGCAGGGACCAGGCAGAGCUGCAUAAAUUGGCAAGGAAGGCAGUUGCUGCCUUGAAGGGUCUGUAUGGCACGAGCUACACAUAUGGCAGCAUCAUCAAUGUCAUUUACCAAGCUAGUGGUGGCUCCAUUGACUGGAGCUAUGACCAGGGCAUCAAGUACUCCUACACCUUUGAGCUGAGACCUUUGCAGUCCAGUCCCUACGGUUUCCUCCUGCCUGCUGAUCAGAUCAUCCCCACCGCUAAAGAGACGUGGCGGGCCCUCAAGGUCAUCAUGAAGCACACCAUGAACAACCCCUACUGAACCAACAGUUGGGUUAAAUGAUGCUUCAGGAGCCAAUCUUCUGAUUAAUCUUCAAAUGAAUGAAUAAACAAAUAAAAAAUAAGCAAAGUAAGCAAUAUUGAGACAACAAGUUUCUCUGUCGUUUCUCAAGAGGACAUUAACUGAGGACAUUAAUUUUGUCAGUCUUGUUAGAGUCAGUGGUAUUACAGCUUUACUGAUAUUGUCCAGCAUAUCUAUGUCUUACGCAUGAAUUUCACUUAAACAUUACUACACCUUUGCCACUGCAAUGUUAGGUUAUUUUUUUGGCCUCAGCCAUGUAAAGGACGAAUUUAAUGCCACAAGUAUCACUCUUUAAAUAAGUGUCAGUCAGAAUAGUGGGUCAGUCAUUUCAAAAGCCUUGGAUUUUGUAUUAAAUGUUUCUUUUACUUCUUUGUACACUGAAUCGUUCAAUCUAUAUAUCUCAGUAAAUGUGAUGCCUAUAUUUUAACGGGACCCCCACACCACCACCACCACCACCACAGGUCUGUGACCUGGUUAAUCACCUACAUCAAACAGAACAAAGACCUUCAUGUUACAUUUUACGAAGGAAAAGGGGGGAAAUA